Messenger RNA from Betta splendens (Siamese fighting fish), 8661 nucleotides. RefSeq names its product chromodomain helicase DNA binding protein 8 (gene chd8). Bases 222 to 7931 code for a protein of 2569 amino acids. The record is from RefSeq and is a predicted model, not a curated record. The transcript is spliced from 39 exons. Gene Ontology annotation, molecular function: ATP-dependent chromatin remodeler activity; protein binding; ATP binding. Gene Ontology annotation, biological process: chromatin remodeling. Lineage: Eukaryota; Metazoa; Chordata; Actinopteri; Anabantiformes; Osphronemidae.
GGUAACAUCCGAGGGGCAUUUACGCUUUCUCUAGCAAGAAAGUUAGUUCCUGCUCUUCCCUGGCCGUUUCCUGUAAUCGUACAGUGUUGUGAGACGGAGAAAGCCAUGUGUGUCGAAGCAAAGCUGUUUGUUUAAAUUUGAGAAGAACUGGAUGACAAAUAUUUAGCUUCCAUCUCAGUCUUUUUAAAGUUGUGCCCAUCUCCCUGUGUGGAGUGGGCAGGAUGGCGGAUCCCAUCAUGGACCUUUUUGAGGAUACACCCCUGUUCAACCUGGAUGCCCUACCAGAUGACACAUUUUCUCAGGGCUCCUCAGAUCCUGUGGAGGAGGCCCUGAAAUUGGCAUUGGGCCAGGUGGACCCACCCACCGAGCCAGAACCCACACCUGAGAUCAUGGUUGAUGCAGGCCUCAGUGUUCCUUUAGCAGCCCCAUCUCUUCCUGACGCUGCCCCCAUUCAGGUCCCCAUACAGCAGUCAGUGCCAGUAGUCACAGCUCAGACUGUUUCUGUAGCUGCAGCUUCCACUGUGGCCCCUAUUACUGUUGAUACUGUACCUCAGAUCCAAGCCCAAGCCACCAUACCAAUUGUUAGUAACGCCAGUGGGGCGACCAGUAGCACUGUACUUUUUAGUUCACCUCUGAGUGUUUCUAACCCCUCAGUCACCACCACCACAACACCUCAGCUCACACAAAUAACUCACCAGCUCACUCCACAGCAGUUAGCUGCAAUCACACAGCAGGCCGGUGGUAAAAUUGUCAUUCUCAAAGGACCCCAAGGUCAAGCCCAGGUUCUGCAGACUGUUUCAGGAGCCACCGGUCAAACUGGGGGAAAGGUCAUUCGUGUGCUGUCUGGCACUCCUCUCAAACCUGGCAUGUCCAUACUGAAGGGGGGAACAGUAUUGAAUCAGGCGAGUCCAGUCAAGGUGGGCACUGCAGGUGUGCAGAAUCUGCUACAGUCACCCAAUGGACCAGUAAAACAGGUGUUGCUUACAUCUGUGCCCCAGCACACGCAAGGCCAGCAGGUUCACGUGCAAAUCCCAGCCCAAGCACAGAUGUCUCAAUGCCAGUCUCAAGUCCAAGUCCAGCAACAGGCACAGUCUCCCCAGGUUCAGGUGCAACCUCAUGGCCAGACUGCUCAGAUCCAAAUACAGCCCCAAGGUCAAGCAGGUCAGAUGCAGGUGCAGCUCCAGCCAGCUAUGCAGGCUCAGGGUGGUGAAGCAAAGCGCAUCACUCUGGUUCUUCAGCAAGGGGCAACUGCUGCAUCAGCGGGUCAAGCUGUUACUCCUCAGCAGCAGGUCACACAAGUCCAGCAAGUUCAAACAAGCCCCGUGAGGCAACAGCAGCAACCACAGGCCCCAGCUAGACUAGUGCUGGGUCAGCUUCCUGGUGGUAAACUUGUGCUGCAGGGAAGCCAGCUAGCUGCUCUGACCCAGGCUCGCGCUGCAGGACAGACUGGAGCUCAACCCAAAGUCCUUACUAUUCAACUCCAAGUACAGCAACAGCCAAACCAGCAGGGAGGAGUUAAGUACCAACUAGUUUCAGGAGCAGGAAAUACUGGCAGUCCACAAGUGAUGCAGAUAUCCCAAGGACAAGGAGGCCAAAGAGUUGCAGUACCGCUCAAAAUGCUUCUGCAGUCACAGGCAACCUCAGCUUCCUCAGCUGGUGGCACAGUCUCAGUGGUGAAGGUCAUCAACUCAUCACCUGCAGGUUCCUCCAGUACCACCACUACUCAAUCGCAGGCUAUCCGCAUUACUAAGGCCUCUGGCGAGCCUUCCUCUGUUCGACGCGUAGAGAUUCUGUGUAAACAAGAGAAGGCAAAUCGUAUUGUAGCUGAAGCUAUAGCCCGGGCUAAAGCACGAGGUGAGAAGAACCUGCCCAGAGUCCUAAAUCAGGAUGAGCUUCCAACCACACAGACCUCUCCUGAGAUGGGAGGUACAUUGACUGUGGUGUCAUCCACUAAGAAAAAGACCAGUGGUGGAGGCAGCAAGAAGAAGAGUCCUGUUACUGGAGGAGCAAUAAACAAAACUACUGGAGGGGCUGACAAAAAGAUCAAAGUGAAGACACCAGCUGGAGUAACAGGAGGAACAGUGAUACUUGGAACUGGGAACAAGAGCAAAAGCAAAACUAAAACAAACACUAUUACUCUAGUGGGAGCAAAGAAAAGAAAACGGAAUAUGUCUUCAGAUCACUCUGAUGGGGAGCUGAGCCCUGCCUCUCCCGCUCCUCUUGAGGAUGACAUGAUUAUGAAGAGGCGUUCUAAUCGUGUGGUGAAAAGGAAGAAGUACACUGAGGACUUGGAUAUUAAGAUAACGGAUGAUGAGGAUGAGCAGGAAGAUGUAGAUGUUACUACAACCGCAGCAGCUGUGGCCUCCAUCAGUGGAGGGACUGCAGCACAGCUUAAACAGGAACUGGAACAGGAUGGUGACGGACAGCCUAGCAUGCAAUUCUUCGUGGAAAACCCAAGUGAGGAAGAUGCUGCCAUUGUAGAUAAAGUUCUGUCUAUGCGGUUAACAAAGAAAGAAGUGUCCCCGGGCCAUUAUGUAAACAAUGAGGAAUUUUUUGUAAAAUACAAAAACUAUUCUUAUUUGCAUUGUGAGUGGGCAACAAUGGAUCAGCUGGAGAAGGAUAAAAGGAUCCAUCAAAAGAUAAAGAGGUUUAAGACCAAACAUGCACAAAUGAGACACAUCUUCCAGGAGGAUGAGGAGCCUUUCAACCCAGACUAUGUUGAGGUGGACAGGAUCCUAGAUGUGUCUCAUAGCGUGGACAAAGACAAUGGCGAGCCCAUCAUCUACUACUUGGUGAAGUGGUGCUCGUUGCCUUAUGAAGAUGCCACUUGGGAGCUAAAGGAGGACGUGGAUGAGGGCAAGGUUGAAGAGUUUAACAAGAUCCAAAACCGUCAACCUCGUCUGAAGAGAACACCUCGACCUGCACCUACUUCAUGGAAGAAGUUAGAGGAGACCAGAGAGUACAAAAAUGGAAACAUACUUCGAGAGUAUCAGCUUGAGGGAGUCAACUGGUUGCUCUUCAACUGGUACAACAGGCAGAACUGCAUCCUAGCAGAUGAGAUGGGUCUAGGCAAGACCAUACAGUCCAUUGCACUGCUGUCAGAGGUGUACUCAGCAGGUGUACAGGGCCCCUUCUUGGUCAUUGCCCCCCUCUCCACUAUCACCAAUUGGGAGAGAGAGUUCUCUACAUGGACUCAAAUGAAUGCUAUAGUGUAUCAUGGCAGCCUGGCUAGCCGACAGAUGAUCCAGCAGUAUGAAAUGUACUGCAAGGAUGAGAAGGAGCAUUUAAUCCCGGGUGCAUACAAGUUUGAUGCCCUCAUCACAACAUUUGAGAUGAUCUUGUCUGACUGCCCUGAGCUUAGAGAGAUCUCCUGGCGAUGUGUGAUCAUUGAUGAGGCUCAUCGCCUCAAGAAUCGAAACUGCAAGCUGUUGGACAGCUUGAAGAUGCUUGAUCUGGAGCACAAGGUGUUGUUGACCGGCACACCUCUGCAGAACACCGUAGAGGAACUCUUCAGUCUACUUCAUUUCCUGGAACCUGCUCAGUUCCCCUCUGAAACUGAAUUUCUCAGAGACUUUGGAGACCUUAAAACAGAAGAACAGGUUCAGAAGUUACAGGCAAUUUUGAAGCCCAUGAUGUUACGUAGGCUAAAAGAAGAUGUUGAGAAGAACUUGGCACCCAAACAGGAGACCAUCAUUGAGGUUGAGCUGACGGACAUCCAGAAGAAGUACUACCGAGCCAUCCUGGAAAGGAACUUCAGUUUCCUAAGUCUAGGGGCAAAUAGUAACAGCAAUGUCCCCAACCUGCUGAACACUAUGAUGGAGUUGCGAAAGUGCUGUAACCACCCCUACCUCAUCAAUGGUGCAGAGGAGAAGAUUGUGGCCGAAUUGCGGGAGGUGUAUGACCCCCUGGCUCCUGACUUCCAUUUGCAAGCUCUUAUUCGGUCAGCCGGCAAGCUGGUGCUACUGGAUAAGCUGCUGCCACGGCUCAAAGCCGGUGGCCACAAAGUGCUCAUCUUCUCUCAGAUGGUUCGCUGCUUAGACAUUCUCGAGGACUACCUCAUCAAUAAAAGAUACCUUUAUGAGCGAAUUGAUGGCAGAGUGCGUGGGAACUUGCGACAGACUGCUAUUGACCGCUUUAGUAAGCCUGACUCUGACCGCUUCGUCUUCCUGCUGUGUACACGAGCUGGGGGCCUUGGUAUUAACCUCACUGCUGCUGACACCUGUGUAAUAUUUGAUUCUGACUGGAACCCUCAAAAUGACUUGCAGGCCCAAGCACGAUGCCAUCGUAUUGGCCAGUCUAAGGCAGUCAAGGUCUACCGUCUGAUCACUAGGAACUCUUAUGAGAGGGAAAUGUUGGAUAAAGCAAGUCUAAAGCUUGGCCUGGACCGUGCUGUCCUGCAAAGCAUGAGUGGUAACAAAGACAGUAACGUCAAUGGGAUCCAGCAAUUUUCCAAGAAGGAAAUUGAAGACCUGCUGAGGAAGGGAGCCUACGCUGCUAUCAUGGAUGAGAAUGAUGAGGGUAGUCGGUUUUGUGAGGAGGACAUUGACCAGAUUCUAUCGCGAAGAGCCACCACCAUUACUAUAGAGAGUGAGGGCAAGGGUUCCACAUUCUCAAAAGCCAGCUUUGUUGCUUCUGAGAACCGCAAUGACAUUGCUCUUGACGACCCUGAAUUCUGGCAAAAGUGGGCCAAGAAAGCUGACAUAGACAUGGACUCUCUUAACCAGAAGAACACCCUUGUGAUCGACACUCCCAGAGUACGCAAGCAGACACGUCAGUACUCCAGUUUACGAGGUGAAGGUGGAGACCUGUCCGAUCUAGACAGUGAUGAUGAGUACCCACCUGCCAAUUCCAGACAGUCACGUGCCUCCCGGCGCUCCGACCGUCACAGUGGAGGAGGUUAUGGUCGUACAGACUGUUUCCGUGUAGAAAAGCACCUCCUUAUUUAUGGCUGGGGUCGUUGGAGAGAUAUUCUGACUCAUGCAAGAUGUAAGCGUCGACUCACUGAACGUGAUGUGGAGACAAUCUGCCGCGUCAUCCUCGUCUUUUGUCUGCUCCAUUACCGUGGAGAUGAGAACAUUAAGAGUUUUAUUUGGGAACUCAUUACACCUCCGGAGAAUGGACAUGAACCCCAAACAUUACUCAACCACUCUGGCCUGUCAAUCCCUGUGCCAAGAGGCAGAAAGGGUAAGAGGGUAAAGGCCCAGAGUACAUUUGAUAUUCAGAAGGUAGAGUGGAUCCGCAAGUACAACCCUGAUACACUGCUGCUGGAUGACAGCUACCGCAAACAUCUCAAACACCAAUGCAACAAAGUUUUGCUGAGGGUGCGCAUGCUGUACUACCUCAAACAGGAAGUGAUUGGUGAUCACGCCGACUCUGUCCUCAAAGGGGCUGAUAUCAGGGACAUUGACAUCUGGAUGCCCGAGAUGGAACAGCAGGAGUUUCCAGCAGGAUGGUGGGAUGCUGAUGCAGACCGGUCACUGCUUGCUGGUGUAUUCAAACAUGGCUAUGAAAUGUAUACCACUAUGCGCGCUGAUCCCUGCCUGUGCUUCCUGGAGAGAGCUGGUCGUCCUGAUGAUAAAGCUAUUGAUGCAGAGCAGCACACCGGUGAUGCUGAGCUGGGUGACGAUGCUGACUAUGACAAGUAUUCAGAGGACCCAGAGUUCAAACCUGUAUCGAGGCACAAGGAUCUUUUUGAAGAGCCUGACUCGAUGACUGUCGAUGAUGAGAUUUCUAUUGAAGAUAAGGCUGCACCAGUGGUCACAGAAAGCUCAUCAAGCCAAAGCGGUGUAUGUGACUGGCCUUCUAGCUCAUUACUUACUGCACGGUUGCGACGGCUAAUUACAGCUUACCAGCGAAGCUACAGACAAGAGCAACUGAAGAUCGAAGCUGAGGCAAAAGGUGACCGCAGGCGCAGGCGGUGCGAACAGGCCAGCAAACUGAAGGAGAUUGCGCGGCAGGAGCGCCAGCAGAGGUGGACACGCAGAGAGGAGUGUGACUUCUACCGUGUAGUAUCAACGUUUGGUGUGGAAAUGAUGAAAAGAAACCCACUUCUUCCUGAGGGUGGAGAGCCUGAUUUUGACUGGACCCGCUUCCGUACUUUUGCUCGUUUGGAUAAAAAAACUGAUGAGAGCCUCAGUCGAUACUUCCUGUCUUUUGUUGCAAUGUGUCGAAGGGUAUGCCACCUUCGACCAGGUCAUGGUGAAGGUCCAUCAGAGGUUUCACAGACUGUGGCCCCCAUCACAGAGGAGCGUGCUUCCCGCACCCUUUACCGUAUUAGCCUCCUGCGUCGUCUCCGUGAGCGAGUGCUGCCCCAUCCCUCCCUUGAAGAACGUCUGCUAAUGGCCCCACCCAGCUCUGAGCUUCCUGCUUGGUGGAGUAUUCCAGAACAUGAUCGCCAUCUGAUGCUUGGUGCUGCCCUGCAUGGUGUCAGCCGCACUGAGCUCUCUAUUUAUGCAGACCCACAGUUUACCUUUAGUCAGGCACGUGAAGAGUUCAUCCAGAACCAGCAGGCCCCUCCACCUCAAGCCCCACCCAUCAUGCCACUCAGCCAACCUAAAACUGAGGAUAUGGCUGGAGUAAAGGAGGAAGAUCUUGAUGAGGAUGCUCAGCUGUUUGGUGGUGAAAUCAGAGCUGAAGUGCAGAGUACCCCUUUAACUCACCAUGAUGGCAAAGUGCAAGGCUGGAGCUUUAAGAGAAAUAGAGUGAAAGGAGGGAGGAAGGCAGAAGGAGGGUCUGACUCAGAUUCAGAUUCAGAUUCAGGGUCUUCGUCCUCCGAGCGAUCAGGCAGCAGUGAUGACAGCGGUGAGAGUGAGGAAGAGGUGGAAAGAGCAGCCAUAAAGGUGCAUGAUGUGGAUGAAGAUAAUAGUUUACUUUCAAUGACUCCAUCUCAGGAUUGUAUUCCACCUCCUGAUCCUCUCCGAGUUGACUGGCCCAAGGACCGGAUAUUGAUAAAUCGUUUGGAGAGCUUGUGUACGCUUGCAUUGACGGGGCAGUGGCCCUCAGGGCGGCGCUACGUGCCUGAGGCUCAGCUCAACCCUAGCUCCGAGUUGGCAGGAGACAAGCUGGCCUACACAAGGAUGAUCCGUAAACCCAGCAGCAUGUCUGCUGGCACCGUAGCAGAUGGCGAGGAUGGAGAGUUUACUGUCAAACUCCUCAAGGAGGAAGGGCUAAAGCUGACUUUCUCAAAGCAAGCUCUGAUACCCAAUGGGUCAGGGGGAGAGAGCAGUGGCCGCAAGAGACAUAAGGAACAAGAGUUUUUGGACCCAGAUGGACUUGAUCCUCUGGAGCGUACUCCUAGGCGCAGGGACCCUCCCAUCUGGCUAAAAGAAAACCCAGAUUAUGAGGUUGAGGGAGACAUGCUAGAGCUUCUUGUAAACCGGAGCAAGAGGAAGAGGAGGAGGCGAGCAGAUAAAGCUCUGACAGGCAGCGAGAAGGUGAAGCUCAUCAACAUGAGGACUGGAAAAAAGGUCGGAGCUGCCUUUUGUCCAAUGCUGCAAGAUUUGAGGGAUUAUUUGGAGGAGAAUCCUGAUCAUGCUGUAGCACCUGACUGGUCUGAAACUGUUCGUAAAUCCGGCUUCCUCCCCGAGACCUUCUUCCACCGACUACUAACUGAGCACUCUGAGAUCCCCAAGAAAAGUCGACGACGCCAUCAUCACUACCACCACCACCACCACACUCCUGAGUCCACCCCUGAAAAUCCCAUCGUGGAUGGAGUUGAAGAAGAGACUCUGGUCUCAGACGGAGCAUACAUGAUGGAUGAGGAGGACCUGGAAACCUCUCAUCACUUCCUCACAAAUCCAGACUUUGACGUUAAAAUAGAAGGUGGUGACGGUCUUUCCCAAGCUGACUACGACAGCUCGGAUCAAGGGGCACUAUUGGACGAUGUCAUCAUAGCUCAGAAGGAGUCUUCAUCAUCAGGCUCAGAGGACUGACCGAACCCCACUUCCCGAACACAUCCAACUUUGUCCCUGUCUCAGAAAUAAAUCAUGUUAUUUCUCAUCAUUUAUUUUUACCAUAUUAUGUAUCAAAUUAUGAAUAACUUGUUUUUUUUAUCUUUUUGCUUAUUUUGUAUAGGCUUUGUUUUCAACAUAGGAGCAGGUUUGCACCCAACUGUUUUCUUUUUCAUUACUGAGACUUAUUCCUCCUUUCUCUCCUCCAGCUUCCUCUAACCUCUGACAACAUGGCAAAAAAGCAGAUUUUUCUUACUCUCUUCUUUACUCGUCAUUCUCCUCUUCCUCCAAACUUGUGAAUUCCCAUCACAUUCCCAGCCGUGACCAAAAGGGGACUCCUGCUGUACAGAUUUUUUUAAUCGAAUAUCCUCAAUGCUGGUCCUAUAGUGCUAUAUAAAACUGGACAUGUGUACUGAGCAGAGCCUGGAUCCAAAUCAUAUCUUGUUUGGUCAUUUUGUGUCCAGUUGAGCCUGUAAACUAAAGCGGGAUCCAGUUUGUGGAUGUACUGUUAUCGUUUUCACUCUGUGGGGAGGGGUUUUAGGGAGGAAGAGGAAAAGGGGGGGGCAUAUUAGUUACUGAAACAGUGCUAGGAGGAUGGGCUUACUGUAGCUGGUCAGUUGUGUAUUAUGGUGCAAAGGUGACAGCAAUGAGUUACUAUUGUUUUAUGAUCUGACUGUAUCUGUGAUAUGAAUAACAGCAAUCUACAAUGAAA